GGGAUGACCAAGACAGUGAGAAGUCCAAGCCAGCAGGCUCGGAUGGUGAGCGGCGAGGGGUGAAGAGACAGCGGGAUGAGAAAGAUGAGCAUGGCCGCGCCUACUACGAGUUUCGAGAGGAGGCGCACCACAGCCGUUCCAAGUCACCACCACCUCCUGAGGAAGAGGCAAAGGAGGAGGAGGAAGAUCAGACUCUUGUGAACCUGGACACGUAUACCUCGGAUCUUCAUUUCCAAGUGAGCAAAGACCGCUACGGAGGGCAGCCACUCUUCUCAGAGAAGUUCCCCACCCUCUGGUCUGGGGCAAGGAGCACUUACGGAGUAACAAAGGGAAAAGUCUGCUUUGAGGCCAAGGUAUCCCAGAAUCUCCCAAUGAAAGAAGGCUGCACAGAGGUGUCUCUCCUCCGAGUUGGGUGGUCCGUUGAUACUUCCUGUCCCCAGCUGGGUGAGGAUGAAUUCUCUUACGGCUUUGAUGGACGUGGACUCAAGGCAGAGAAUGGCCAGUUUGAGGAGUUUGGCCAGACUUUUGGGGAGAACGAUGUCAUUGGCUGCUUUGCUAACUUUGAAUCUGAAGAAAUAGAACUUUCCUUCUCCAAGAAUGGAGAAGAUCUAGGUGUGGCAUUCCGGAUCAACAAGGACUCCCUGGCAGACCGCGCCCUCCUACCCCAUGUCCUCUGCAAAAAUUGUGUUGUAGAAUUAAACUUUGGUCAGAAGGAGGAGCCCUUCUUCUCGCCCCCCGAAGAGUUUGUGUUCAUCCACGCGGUGCCUGUGGAGGAGCGCGUGCGCACUGUGGUCCCACCUAAGACUGGAGAGGAGUGUGAGGUAAUUCUGAUGGUGGGACUACCUGGAUCUGGAAAGACCCAGUGGGCAUUGAAAUACGCAAAAGAAAACCCUGAGAAAAGAUACAACGUCCUGGGAGCUGAGACUGUGCUCAGUCAGAUGAGGAUGAAGGGGCUGGAGGAGCCAGACAUGGACCCCAAAAGUCGUGACCUUUUAGUUCAGCAAGCCUCCCAGUGCCUUAGUAAGCUGGUCCAGAUUGCUUCUCGGACAAAGAGGAACUUCAUUCUUGAUCAGUGUAAUGUGUACAACUCUGGCCAACGGCGGAAGCUGUUGCUGUUCAAGACGUUCUCACGGAAGGUGGUGGUGAUCGUCCCCAGUGAGGAAGAUUGGAAGAAGAGGCUGGAGUUGAGGAAGGAAGUGGAGGGAGACGAUGUGCCUGAGUCCAUAAUGCUGGAGAUGAAAGCCAACUUCUCUCUGCCUGAAAAAUGCGACUACAUGGAUGAGGUGACAUACGGGGAGCUGGAGAAGGAGGAGGCCCAGCCCAUUGUCAGCAAGUACAAGGAGGAGGCCAGGAAGCUGCUGCCCCCGUCAGAGAAGCGCACAAACCGCCGGAACAACCGGAAUAAGCGCAACCGCCAGAACCGAAGCCGGGGCCAAGGCUACGUGGGCGGGCAGCGCCGAGGCUACGACAACCGGGCCUACGGGCAGCAGUACUGGGGGCAGUCUGGAAACAGAGGGGGCUACCGUAACUUCUAUGACCGCUACCGAGGAGAGUACGACCGGUUCUACGGGCGGGACUACGAAUACAACAGAUACAGGGACUACUACAGACAGUACAACCGGGACUGGCAGAAUUAUUACUACCACCACCCACAGGACAGGGACCGGUACUACAGGAACUACUAUGGUUACCAAGGGUAUCGGUGAAGCCCCUGUAUGGUCACCUGUCCACCACGAAGCUGGAUCUCUUGGGGUGCCAGGCACCUUCCAAAACACAACCAAGGAAAACAGGGGCUGCCGGGGUGGGGCUGAGCUGCCUGAAAAACUGUACAUUUUUUUUAAAAGUUUGUUGAAAAGAAUAUUGUCUUAUUCUAUAAAACAUUUCAAACCUAGUUAGAUAUUUGUAAUCCAAAAACAUUUGCGCAGAACUAGGGCUGCCUGUUCUGUACCCUGCAGUUGCGAGGGUCACCUGACGCUGGCGGCGGCGACGCAGCGGGCGCGGUGGGAGGAGGAAGGUGCUCUGCGGCAGGUAGGAGCAGGCAGGGCGGGCCAGGGCGCUUGUGACCACCGGGCAGCGAAAUAAAGGAUCGGCUCUGGGCGAUCACUUCACCAACUAACCGUUUGCAUUUUCUUUACGACCUUUCCCUCUUGGGACCUCUGGUCUGCUGGGCUGGGAGGCCGGAGUGUCACUGCCCUUUGCUGUGCUUCAUGCCUGGUGGCGGCGCAGAGGCUGCUGGUCAGGGUCUUGCUACCCAGGGUCCCAGGCCAGGGCCACAGCCGCUCUGUACUGUCCUGAACCCUGUGAAUCUCGGGAGAGUGAGGGUGUGGUCUGCGACUGGACUGGAUUCUCAGGGUUUCUGCUCGCAGCCCUGCGGGCGGGCAGGCGGCAGGCCGCGCACAGUGGUGUGUGCAGCACGGGUGCUGAGCAGUCACUGUUUUCUACAGUGCAGGGCGCUGCCCUGGGGGUUUUGUAUGGGGUCCUGGAUAGGAGGGUGGGGGUGGUGGGUGCAUGCCAGUGCACGGGGCAGGAGCACCUUUGCAGCAGGGCCCCUCAGGGCCUCAGCCAAGACCUGUGGAGGGCUCCUCGCCUCCUGACAGUGCCCAGUUCCGGACCCGCAGGGGCCGGGUUCAAGGGUCCAGGUGGGAAAUGGGGGUGCUUUUUCAUAUUGGGCUUCAGUUCUCAUUCCCCUUCCUCCUCAGCGUUGUGCCCAGCGCGUCCUAGGAGAGGGCACUGGGUCUGCUCCUGGAGGAACGCGUCCCACCUGAGCGGUGGUCUCUACGCGCAGCCUCUGCUGGGUGUGCAGGAGGCCCCAGCCCUGGCCGGUGGUCAGGCCGCACCCUUCGUCCAAGCUCCUCUGCCUGAGGGUGGAGUGGGCUGGCGGGACAGCAGUUUGUGCUCACCUGGUGAUACCUUUGCUGGUGCCACACGGAGUUCAUGUGGCAGUGGGUGAAGGGACAGUACAGACGCUUCUGUAACCCACUAACCUUCAGGGAGUGAGAGGAAGCUCUGCGCAGCAUGGGGCCAAGGGGCGACGUGGGGAGCAGGAUUACAGGCCUGGGUCUCCCAGACAGAGGGAGCAGCCUUUCCUUGACACUGUGACACACGGGGAUGCCAGGGCCUGUGGGCAGGGAACAAAGCUGCAGCCACCCAAGCUCCACUGGGCAGGGUGGAGGAAGUGUUUGCUGUUGGUUUUUGACACUAGAAAGUCAUCUCUUAAAUAGCUGUUCUUGGGGAUGGAAGGAGAGCAAAGCUGCCGCCUCCUGGUGGAUUCCUCACAGCGGGCGCUCCGAGCAGCAGGACCUGUGGGCUCCCUCCUCUCAGGAGGUGUUGACAGGGCUAUAGGCUGUGGCAGCAGGAGGGACCCAGCUUGUUUUCCCUAGAAGACUUGUCCAGCGUCUGUUGUAGACGGAAAAGGUUUUGUGAGAAAACUACCACUGGGAGCCUGUAAAUGUUUUUGCACAACCUGUAAAGCAUUCUUGGAAGUGGCCAGUAAAAGUUUUACCUUAAAAAAA
Chinchilla lanigera (long-tailed chinchilla) is the source of this 3512-nucleotide messenger RNA. RefSeq names its product heterogeneous nuclear ribonucleoprotein U-like 2 (gene Hnrnpul2). NCBI's taxonomy places the organism in Eukaryota, Metazoa, Chordata, Mammalia, Rodentia, Chinchillidae. Gene Ontology annotation, molecular function: protein binding. The record is from RefSeq and is a predicted model, not a curated record. Gene Ontology annotation, cellular component: membrane.